Messenger RNA from Brassica rapa (field mustard), 1961 nucleotides. RefSeq names its product dirigent protein 18-like. Lineage: Eukaryota; Viridiplantae; Streptophyta; Magnoliopsida; Brassicales; Brassicaceae. The record is from RefSeq and is a predicted model, not a curated record.
AUCGUAGGUAAGUGAUAAUUUAAUAAAGACUUUAAGACUGCGAAUCUGCAACUGGUAGAGAUUGUUAGUAAGAGUUUGAAACAACUUUUCAGAACUUUGGUUCCGUCUCGAUAUCUAAUGGCGGAGAUGAAAGCAAAAAAAGAAACCUAAUAUAUAAACAACGUUCAAAGCAGCGUUUAGAAGUGGAGAAACUCAUUGCUGGGCUGGCUGAAUCGUGCAAACUUAAGGGCCACAUACAAAGCCCACAUAACACAUGUUACAGAGUUAAAUGAAACGCUGCGGUAAAAUUUACUUCCACAUGUCGCACUCAAAGAAACCUAUUUACUGACGUGUUUUGAUGAGAAGAGAGUGAUUCUCUUCUUUAUAUAAUAAGAUAGUAUUUUUUUAUAAAAAAAUUCUUCUUUAUAUAAUAAGAUAGUAUUUUUUUAUAAAAAAAAUAUUUAUAAAAUCUUUCGUCAAGUUUUCUAGAACACCAUUUUUUGUUAGCUUUACAUGUUUCCCUUAUUCCUUUGUAUAUGAACUGGGACCAUAUAAGUAUUGUUUUGCCUUUGGAUCAUAUAGGCACUUUCUUAGAAACAGAAGAUUCGCCAGCCUGAUUGCUUUCCUUGGCCAUUACACUAAUCAACAAUUAUAGUCAAAACCUAAACCACCACCCAAAUCUGGUUCACUUCUCUAACAUUAAUAUAUAAUUGUUAUAAUAUAAUCCAUUCGAAGUAUUCAAACAGGAAAGAGAAGCUAUAUUUAACUUCUCCAUCUCAACUACUUCACAAUCCUCAAAACUAAACAACUUCACAAUCACUUUCUUUCAUAUUUAUAUACUCGUUCAAAAUCUCAAAAUCACUCCAUUCAUUCUUGCAAAUACAAAACAAAGCAAAACAAAAAAAAAUAUCCGAAAAUAAAAACAUCCUCCAAAAUGACCAAACACUCACCAUUCUCACUUUCAAUAUCAGUGUUUCUCAUAGUUGUUGCUCUUUUUACUGCAACAACCGCACUCGACCCUGCACCUGAAGACCCGAUUUUCGAACUGUACAUGCAUGAUAUACUUGGCGGAAGCAGUCCAACAGCAAGACCCAUCACCGGUUUGCUUGGAAACAUCUACAACGGUCAAGUACCGUUUGCUAAGCAGAUUGGUUUUGUUCCGCCAGAAAACGGUGUAGCCAUACCAAAUGCAAAUGGCGCAAUGCCAACGGUCAACGGUAUCAACGGUAUUCCUCUAGGUACUGGUUUAUCCGGUACAGCGUUUUCAGGUCAGAAUCUGAACGGGAUUCAGACACAGUUGGGUCCUGAUGGUCUGAGUCUCGGCUUUGGGACGAUCACGGUGAUCGACGACAUAAUCACAUCCGGUCCUGACUUGGGUUCCCAGCCACUUGGUAAAGCUCAGGGGGUUUAUGUUGCAAGCUCAGCAGAUGGAAGCACACAGAUGAUGGCUUUCACAGCUAUGCUUGAAGGUGGAGAGUACAAUGAUAAUCUCAAUUUCUACGGAAUUUACAGAAUUGGAAGCGCCAUGUCGCAUCUGUCUGUGACUGGGGGAACCGGAAGGUUUAAGAACGCUUGUGGGUUUGCAGAGGUAAGGCCACUGAUUCCUGCAGGUCAACACUUUGUUGAUGGAGCAGAGAUGCUGUUGAGGAUCAUUGUCCAUCUUAAGUACUGAAACUUGUAAAUGAAUGUGUGAAAUGUGUGAUUCCAUUUGAGUUGAGAAAUGUUUUCUAGUAAUGCAAACAACGCAAAAGAAACAUUGAAUUUUAUAUGAUUUGGUACAACAAACAUCAUAUCCUGAACCAUUUAUAGGAAGGGCUUUGUGUGUUUAUUGAUGACAUGCUUAUGGUCCAGACAAAGAACUAAGCAUAGAAUACUGUUAAGGAUUAUGAAUUUCAGGAACAAACAUUGUUCGGUCAGCCCCUACUUCUCCUAUAGGGCCAUGAGUAUACUCAGAACACUCCGAAGAAUGUAGCUGCAGCAAA